CACACUGCGAUUUAUAUACAUUCAUAAAAAAACAAAAAACCCCAAAAAAAUUUAAAAAAUGACUGAAGAGGCCACUAUUUCCGAUCAAAUAGCUGAUGGAAAGAAUAAAACCAAUGUGCGAUGCCAGUUCUGCAACAGUUUAAUGCUGAAGGCGCGCGUGGGGAGCUACAGCGAGCAGGAGAUAGAUGUUCCGCUGAUGGUGCAAAAGCAGGACAGGACGGCGGACAACCUAAACACUGAGCCAUUGAAGCACUUCUGGCUGGUGAAGGAUAUGCUGACGUUCGAGAACAUAGGCUUCUCCCACACUGUGGAUGGCAAGAAGUUUCUGGUGUGCGCCGAUUGCGAACGCGGACCCGUGGGCUAUCACGAGCUGAGCACAAAGAUUUGUUACCUGGCCCUCAAGCGGGUGGUGCAUACGGACUAAGUGGCGUUCUUUGUAGCUAAGAUUUCACGGCUUCAUUUAUCAUUGAACGCACAUUGCUUUUAACUUUUAACUGUCCGCAAAGGCCCAUUAAAAAGUGUGUAUUGUAUAUCAGUGCGAUUUGUAAGAUGUGCCGCAGAAGAGCUGUUAAAUAUACAUGUAUUUCUCUGUAUUUUAAGCAAUCCCUGGCCUGGACAACACGGAAAGACACCUAGUUUUUGUAUUCAUAUUUAUUGUUUUUCACUUUAAACAUUUUACAAUUUUAUUGCAUUAUAAAUAUUGCAUUUUUAGAGGAGAUUCUUUCUUAAUUAACUAAAAAAUUGUCACUAUAAACUGUUAUUUUGCUAUUUUGAACUAAAAA
Drosophila miranda is the source of this 782-nucleotide messenger RNA. It is a transcript of the gene strat, whose product is annotated as guanine nucleotide exchange factor MSS4 homolog. Bases 59 to 424 code for a protein of 121 amino acids. The transcript is spliced from 2 exons. Gene Ontology annotation, biological process: small GTPase-mediated signal transduction; post-Golgi vesicle-mediated transport. Lineage: Eukaryota; Metazoa; Arthropoda; Insecta; Diptera; Drosophilidae. Gene Ontology annotation, cellular component: membrane; cytosol. Gene Ontology annotation, molecular function: zinc ion binding; guanyl-nucleotide exchange factor activity. The record is from RefSeq and is a predicted model, not a curated record.